This is a messenger RNA of Bursaphelenchus xylophilus (pine wood nematode), 1413 nucleotides long. Lineage: Eukaryota; Metazoa; Nematoda; Chromadorea; Rhabditida; Aphelenchoididae. The record is from the annotation of a GenBank genome assembly.
AUGGAUUCGAUAAACCGCGGGAAGGUCACCGGUGUGGUAGCGCCCUUCAAAGAGGCCGAACCAGAAUGCCAUAUGGAACAACCCAAACUCCUUGAUGCCAAUGAUUUUCUGGUAAAAAACGUGAGUUCUCAUUCAAUUCCAUUUUUCGGAUUUUAGGCAACAGAUCUAUAAAAUAAUAUGUUUUGCCCGAAAAAACGUCUAGUCCAUGCGGCAAAAAAAGAUAAUAGAGAAAAAAGUUGAUGUGCUCUCUGAGCACAUGCAAAUGAUGGCCUCGAAAACAACGUGUUCGACCGUGUUUGAAUCAACUUUUUCUCAUGGCCGUCGCUCCCCGCGAAAAUAUGUAAAUUAGGUAAAAAAACGGGGGAAAGAACAUAAAAGUGCACAGAGUGGCCAUCUGAUUCUUGUACAUGUCUAGAUUUUCCUUUGUUCCCAUGAAGAGCUUGUCAAAACAUCGAAGAACUCACUGAAAUUAUAUUAUUUUAGGCACCUCCGACCAUCAGAUACAUUCCGAACUUUAUUACCGAAAAUGAGGAACAGAUGCUGUUGAAUCGUGUGUACACGGCGCCCAAGCCCAAAUGGGAGUAUUUGAAGGAUCGGCGGCUGCAGAAUUGGGGCGGAUUAGUCGGGAAGAGCGGGCUGAUAAGUGACGGCAAUAUCCCCCAGGUAAAUUCGUAUUUUUUGAUGGAAACUUGUUUCUUUUUUGAUUUUUAGUGGCUCCAGUCGUUGAUAGACAAGAUUAUGAGUGUGAAAAAUGGUUUUCCCGAAGGCAAUCGACCAAAUCAUGUGUUAAUUAAUGAGUAUUUAUCUGGACAAGGGAUUAUGGUAGGUGUAAUGUCAAAAGCAUCGAAAAGUUGUAAAAUAUAUAUGGUAAAUGGAGCGAAAUUAUUUUUAUUGAGGAGUGAAGAGCAUAGUAGUCGUAUUUUCAGCCGCAUACAGAUGGUCCAGCAUUCUUUCCAUUAGUUUCGACCGUAUCUUUGGGGUCCUCCACCUUCUUGGAUUUUUAUACUCCUUUAGAGCCGGUAAGUCAAUUUUUUAUUUGUUUGUUGAAUUUUAGGACCUAUAAUGCAGCUCAUCGUCUGUUCAUUUAAUCUCAGACUUUUAAAAUUUCUGUCAGCAUAAUUUUUCACCUUAUUUUAGGGAUCAGAAAACCCAGCGCCAAUUUCCGACCGUUUCGUUGGCAGCAUGCUGCUCCAGCCCCGGAGUCUAGUCCUAAUCAACUCCCAAGCCUAUUCGGCGCAUCUUCAUGGGAUCGCGGACCGGCCCGCCGAUCCAGUGCAUGAUCGAAUUUUUAAUCGCCCGCCCGGUCUAGUCCAAAACGAGAGCCUCCCGCGCCAAACCCGCAUCUCCCUGACCAUUCGAAAUGUCCCCAGUGUAAAGAAGAACAGCAUCUUGCAGAUGCUGCAAAAGCGCUGA